AUGAAAUCGUCGAGUAGCGCCUCUGGUAUCUCAUUCAAGUCGCAAUUCCUCUACCUGAUCGUCUAUCUUACGCGCUACGUCGACCUGCUAUGGACCUUUUACGAGCCAAAGUCCCUCUACUUGACCGUGUUUAAAAUCAUCUUCAUCAGCACGUCUGCCUACACCGUCUACCUGAUGCUCAACGAUUACAAGCCGACCCACGACCCGAAUUUAGACACGUUUAAAGUUCAGUAUCUUCUGGGAGCUAGCGCUGUAUUGGCUGUUUUGUUUCCGUACAAGUACACAUUUUCCGAGAUUCUCUGGGCUUUCUCUAUCUGGCUAGAGUCGGUCGCGAUCCUGCCGCAGCUCUUUAUGCUUCAGCGGACUGGCGAGGCGGAGACAAUUACAACGCACUAUCUUUUUGCACUCGGCGCGUACAGAGCGCUGUACAUUCCCAACUGGAUCUACCGCUACUUCUUUGAAGUACCCAAGUUCUACGACCCCAUUGCCGUGAUUGCGGGUAUCAUUCAAACCAUCCUGUACUCUGAUUUCUUCUACAUCUACUACACAAAGUAA
This is a messenger RNA of Bipolaris victoriae FI3, 555 nucleotides long. RefSeq lists its product as hypothetical. Gene Ontology annotation, biological process: endoplasmic reticulum to Golgi vesicle-mediated transport; protein retention in ER lumen. Gene Ontology annotation, cellular component: endoplasmic reticulum; membrane; cis-Golgi network. The record is from RefSeq and is a predicted model, not a curated record. The transcript is spliced from 3 exons. Gene Ontology annotation, molecular function: ER lumen protein retrieval receptor activity. Lineage: Eukaryota; Fungi; Ascomycota; Dothideomycetes; Pleosporales; Pleosporaceae. Bases 1 to 555 code for a protein of 184 amino acids.